GGUGGGCGGCCCGGUGCGCCCGUGGGGGCCUGCGGCGGGAGGGAGCGAGCCGCCUCGGCACCGCCGCGGAGGGCUGAGCAGGUAACAUGCACUUGUAAAAGAGACGGAGCAGUUCCUUUUUAAGACUGACCCCUCCCAAGACCAUGUUUUCUGUAAGAUCUCAGCUGCCCAUGAAAGCAGUUGUUGGAUGUGAUUUGUGGCUGAGUGCUACGCACCAAGAAACAGCAGGUUAAGAACUGUUAAGGAACUUGGAGUAGCUGGUAACUGCGUGUCAGGAUGGCAACGUCAAACCUGGAGAACCAGCUACAGAGUGCCCAGAAGAAUCUGUUGUUUCUCCAGCGAGAACAUGCCAACACCCUGAAAGGCCUGCACGCUGAGAUUCGACGCCUGCAGCAGCACUGCACAGAUUUAACCUAUGAGCUGACUGUAAAGAGUUCAGACUUGUCAGGAAAUGGUAGUUCAAGAAGUGAUGAACUCAAAAGAAAGUGUGAAGAUCUUGAAGCUCAGCUGAAAGUUAAAGAGGCUGAAAAUAAUGAAUUAUUGAAAGAACUUGAACAAAAGAAUGCGAUGAUAAUGGUGCUGGAAAACACUAUUAAAGAAAGAGAAAAGAAGUAUUUGGAAGAGUUAAAAAUGAAAAGCCAUAAGCUCAAUAUGUUGUCAAGUGAACUAGAGCAGAGAGCGAGCACUAUUGCUUAUUUAACUUCUCAGCUGCACGCUACUAAGAAGAAGCUGAUGAGUUCGAGUGGGACUUCGGAGGGGACCCCUUCUGGCAGUCCCGUGUUGUCCAGCUAUAAGCCGUCCCCUCCUAAAGAUAAACUGCCGGAGACUCCACGGCGCAGAAUGAAGAAGAGUCUGUCAACACCACUCAACCCCGAGUUUGAAGAGGCCUACAGAAUAGGGUCGGAUAGCCGGAAGCUGCUGUUAAGAGAGCCUGUGGAUGCCAUGCCUGAUCCCACUCCGUUUCUGUUGGCCAGGGAAACGGCGGAGGUACAUCUUAUUAAGGAGAGGCCGUUAGUUAUUCCACCUAUUGCUUCAGAUCGUGCAGCCGGUGAAUCGCACAGCCCAGCCCGAGAGAAGCCGCACAAGGCACACAUUGGGGUGGCGCAUCGCAUCCACCAUGUCACGCCAUCCCAGCCUCAGCCGGAGGUUGAAACGCUGGCAGUGGAUCAGGUCCAUGGAAGCAAAGUGGUCAGAAAGCACUCAGGGACAGACAGAACUGUUUGAGGAAAACCACUGAAAGGCUCUACUCUGUUGCUGUUUAUGCACUGUGAUCCUGUAGGAGAAAUAGCACCUGCAGUAAAGUUUCUUUUGAUGCCCCAUGCAUGCCAAACUUCUUCCAGAUAUGUCAUUAAUAGAUUAUGCUCCUCUAACGAAACCUAAUAGGACUGUGUUCAUAUGGCAAGGUAUAUAACUACUAAAUGCUGUGGCCAAAUCAGGGGUACCUGACCGCUUGCUUCUGAGCACUGCUCCAUUUAUUGUAACUACACGUGUGGACAAAGGCACAGGCUGCGUUAUUAAUCAAUAUUAGUGAAAACAAACUUAACUAUAAACCUGCAGCAAUAUGUAUUGGCUGUUAACAUUUGAACUAUCAGUGGUUCUUUUGUCUUCACUGUGUACGUAAGCACUUCAUACACAAACACUAACCUCUGUGACAAAGCCUUUCUCACAGUAGCGUUGAAAAUAGUGCAGAUGUACGUACACUUCAGAAUGAGCUAAGGACAUCUUUUCCUUCACAUGCAUGUGGUCUUGAUGAUUGCAAAUUGGGUUCCUCGUUUCUCUUUCUGAAAAUCCUGAGAGUCCCAGCAAACAUUACUUGAUUAAUCCUAAAUACUUUGGUUUGUGGCUUUAAGUA
Gymnogyps californianus (California condor) is the source of this 1852-nucleotide messenger RNA. It is a transcript of the gene CCDC92, whose product is annotated as coiled-coil domain containing 92. The record is from RefSeq and is a predicted model, not a curated record. Gene Ontology annotation, cellular component: centriole. The transcript is spliced from 6 exons. Lineage: Eukaryota; Metazoa; Chordata; Aves; Accipitriformes; Cathartidae. Bases 277 to 1224 code for a protein of 315 amino acids.